Ciona intestinalis (vase tunicate) is the source of this 1125-nucleotide messenger RNA. RefSeq lists its product as uncharacterized. Lineage: Eukaryota; Metazoa; Chordata; Ascidiacea; Phlebobranchia; Cionidae. Gene Ontology annotation, cellular component: nucleus. The record is from RefSeq and is a predicted model, not a curated record.
UGGUGUAUUUAUAAGUAUUCCGGCAAGUUUAAAUUAGUUUUUAUGUGCCAAAUUCUCCAUAUGUUGUUUUUAUAGCAAACUGAAAUUGUUGGUUUAGAAAUAUUUAAUAUGCAGCGCAGUUGGUACGUUGUUUGUAAGAUUUUAUUUGAAACUUCUGCAACUCCCAUAUUAAAGCAGAUUGCAUGCAUUCACACUUCGGGUUUGCUAAACAAAAACAGAAAAACAUAUUACAACAACUACAUUAAAGAUAACAAACCAAAGAUAUACUCCGGAUUUAUAGAGGAUGUAUUAGAGAAAACCCAACGCGAAUGGCUUCAAAACACUGACAAUCUUAACGAACCAGAUUAUGAACGCGUGGUUUUGGACGAAGCUCGAAGACGGAGAAAUAUAUACCGGCGUAAAAAAACUGCAAAACAGUUUAAAAUUCCAGAGCCCAUUGACCACAAGAGGUUUUCUUAUGAACAAAAAGAACAAAUAAGGUUUCUUCAUAGAGAAGAUCCAGAAUACUAUAAUGUUUAUUAUUUGACUCAAUCAUUUGGAGCCAACGCUGCAACAAUUCGUAAAAUACUGAAAUCAAGUUAUAUACCUAAAAGGAAGGAAGACCGUGUUGUUGAUAAAUCUGUAAAAGAAAAGUUACCCUCAGUUAACUUGACUCAAGCAAUACGUGAAAUAACUGAACCUUCACCAAGGAAAACAAAUUCUUAUUCAAAGGAGGAGGAAAAUCCCAAAUUUUCUUCUUCAUGGUUUCACACCUUUAAGUCUGCAAGUGAAGCGGAUCGUUAUCCGGUCUCUUUGGAGCUUAUUCCGGAAGACCUUCAACAGGAGAUAGUUAGUGCAGAAGAGUUGGAUGAUCAUUUUCUUGAUCUUUUUGUUGACGAAAUGGAAGCAGUUGAAGCGGAAAGUCUUGAAGACGAUGAAUUUGAUGAAGAUUCGGAAGACACUGAUGACGAACCCAAAGAGCUUUUGGCUAAAACUGGUGAUAAUGUGAACUUUUAUGAUGAAGAAGGAAAUUUUUUAUAUAAAAUAUAUUAAAUAAAUUAAAUUAUGAUUUGUUAAAUUAUGAUUAUCUGUAUGUUAUCCCAUGGUGUUAAUUGACCUUUCUAUGCUGCCAUAUUUUUGUUUAGA